AUGUAUGAUGGAGGGAGAAGGAAAAGGAAAGGGAAGAAAGUUUGGAGGGGAAGGGAAGGAAGGAGGGAGAAAAAUAGUGCUCAGAUCCAAUGCGCCUGUCUGGUCUGGUCCAGUCUGGUCAGUCUGCCACUCUGGUCUGCUGGUCUGGUCUGGUCUGGUUUGGUCUGGUCUGUGUGGUCAACCAGCAACGGACCAGACAUCGACCACUUGAGCAGGCAGUUGAUGUCUGGUCUGGUCGGAUCGGAGACGUCAAGGUGCAAAGCCAAGUUGGUCAAGUCCGGUGGGUUCAAUGCUGCUGGUUGCUGGUUGAUGGUUGCUGCAAUCAUUGAUCCCUGUGCCACAUCUUGGAACAUGUCUAGUGUCUGGUGGUCUGGUUCACGUCGUCAGACAAUUGUCAUGCAUUUGCCGCCAAUAUAUCGGCUGCUAUGA
Molecule: messenger RNA, 429 nt
Organism: Pochonia chlamydosporia 170
Lineage: Eukaryota; Fungi; Ascomycota; Sordariomycetes; Hypocreales; Clavicipitaceae
Exons: 1
Coding region: 1-429 (142 amino acids)
Source: RefSeq, a predicted model, not a curated record